This is a messenger RNA of Sesamum indicum (sesame), 2059 nucleotides long. The record is from RefSeq and is a predicted model, not a curated record. Lineage: Eukaryota; Viridiplantae; Streptophyta; Magnoliopsida; Lamiales; Pedaliaceae.
CUCUCAAAACAAACCUUUAAACUUUCAUCAAAAGCCCAUCCAAGUCAACUUUCUCUUCUUCUUUUCCCAUUUUUUUUUUCUACUCUCCUAUAUAUAUAUAUAUAUAUAUAUGUAUGUAUAACAUGGAAUGAGAGAGAGAAACCCUAGAGAGAGAGAGAGAGAGAAUGGUGGAUUCAGAAGAAAACUGGUGAUUUUUCCGAUCGCCGGAAGUUAUAUAUAUAUCAUCAAAACUUUCGAGGGCGAUUUUUUUUUUUUUAAUUGAAAAAAAAAAUUAUGCAUAAUCAUUGGGGUGGAACGUUGGAGAUCAACGGAGCUGACUCGACCACCGAGGAUGAAAAAAGCCGGAACAUGGAUUGGGACCGGGCGUCCAUCUCGCACCAAGGCUACCACCAUACCUUGGACGAGACGCAACAAAGUUGGCUAUUAGGGCCGUCCGAUAAGAAGAAGAAGAAGAAGUACGUCGAUCUUGGAUGCAUCGUGUGUAGUCGGACCGCUUUGAAAUGGACCUUAGGGUCCAUCUUGGUUGCGUUUUUCGUGAUCGGCCUACCGAUCAUCAUCGCCAAAUCCAUACCUAAGCACAAGCCUCGGCCUCCUCCCCCGGAUAAUUACACCGUCGCUCUCCACAAAGCCCUUCUCUUCUUCAAUGCCCAAAAAUCUGGAAAAUUGCCCAAGAACAACGGUAUCCCAUGGAGAGGGGAUUCCGGGUUACAAGACGGGUUGAACCAAACCGAUCUUAAAGGAGGAUUGGUGGGAGGGUACUAUGAUGCCGGAGACAACACCAAGUUCAAUUUUCCGAUGUCGUUUGCAAUGACGAUGCUAAGUUGGAGUGUGAUCGAAUACGAGCACAAAUAUCGUGCCAUCGGAGAGUAUGAUCAUGUCCGAGACCUCAUCAAAUGGGGCACCGAUUAUUUGCUUCUUACCUUCAACUCGUCCGCCACCACAAUCAACCACAUUUAUAGCCAGGUCGGUGGAUCACAAAACGGUACACAAACCCCAGACGACCACUACUGCUGGGAACGGCCGGAAGACAUGGACUACCGUAGGACGGUCCAAACCACAACAUCCGGGCCGGAACUCGCUGGAGAAAUGGCUGCCGCGAUGGCCGCCGCCUCCAUCGUCUUCCGGGACGACCCGACCUACUCCAAGAAGCUGAGCCGGGGGGCGGAGACGGUCUUCGACUUCGCCAGGGACUUUGGGAGAAGACUACUCAAGAGAAGAGGGAACCCUUUCAUAGAGCCAUUCUACAACUCCACAGGCUACUUUGAUGAGUACAUGUGGGGUGCAGCAUGGCUGUUCUAUGCCACAGGCAACAAUUCAUACUUCUCACUGGCUACAAAUGCAGGCCUGCCCAAGAACUCCAAGGCCUUCUACAUGAGCCCUGACUUGAGUGUUUUGAGUUGGGACAACAAGUUGCCUGCUGCAAUGCUUAUUUUGACAAGAAUAAGGCUGUUCUUGAGCCCUGGAUACCCUUAUGAGGACAUGCUGAGUAGUUACCACAAUGUCACUGGCCUUACAAUGUGCUCUUACUUGCGGAAAUACAACGUUUUUAACUGGACUCGAGGAGGAAUGAUAGAACUGAAUCAUGGGAAAGCACAGAAUCUGCAGUAUGUUGCAAAUGCAGCAUUUCUGGCAUCAGUGUUUGCUGAUUACUUGAAUGCCAGUGGGAUUCCGGGCUGGAACUGUGGCCCUGAUUUUGUCCCACUCACUGUCCUCAAAGAUUUCGCCACUUCUCAGAUGAAUUAUAUACUAGGUGCCAACCCGAUGAACAUGAGCUACGUAGUCGGGUACGGACCCAAAUACCCGAGACACGUCCACCACCGCGGCGCCUCCAUCCCCAACAACAAAGUCAAAUACUCCUGCACCGGCGGAUGGCGCUGGCGCGACGCCGCCACUCCCAAUCCCUCUCUCACCUCCAGCGGCGGCAUUGGAGUUGACAAGAACACAAUUUUCACCAACGUGCCGCCCUUGUAUCCGGCGCCCCCCCCGCCACCGCCGCCGUGGAGGCCUUAAACAUUUUAAUUUUUAAUCGAUAAUGAAAAUAUUUUACCAUUUACUAUUA